CACACACACACACACACACACACACACGCCUUCAAACUCAGCUCAACUCCACACCUUCAACAGUAAAUGCCGCAGAAAAGAAAAAAGGCACCAGUGAGAAGUGAAGAAUAACAAUAAUAAGGUGAAGAAGAAGAAGAAGAAGAAGAAGAAGAAGAAGAAGAAGAAGAAGAAGAAGAAGAAGAAGAAGCUGUUUCUCAAAUAUUUACAGCUUUUAGUUCUAUGUAAAUAACUAGAGAGUGAGAGAGGGAGAGAGAGAAAGAGAAAGAGAGAGACAGAGGGGGAGAGAAAGAGGGGGCUUCAUCUUGUCCAGUAAAAUGGCUCUCUUGGGUUCUUCCAGCUGUGUUGUUCUUUUUGUUCUGUUCUUCAUGGCAUCUCUGGCACUGGUCUUAUCCACUGACUCUGAGGAUCCGUCCUGCUCCACUCCUCCAUUCCGUCCUCGCACAUUUACUAUUGAAUACGUUGGUUGCAAUGCAACACUUCGUGGAAAGGAGAAGGAGGACAUUCAAGCAGCCACAACAGUUCUCCUGGUUCCUCUUCUCUACCUGGUCUCCUUUGUCUUCGGUUUCCCUGCUAACCUUCUGGCUCUUUGGGUUCUUCUCUUCCGCACAAAAAAGUUUCCAUCCACCAUUCUGUUAGUGAACCUCACCUGCUGUGACCUUCUUCUUCUCCUCAUGCUUCCCUUCCGUAUCAUCUACCACUUCCAGGGGAACAACUGGAUGUUUGGGGAAGGCUCCUGCCGCUUGCUAAUCGCUCUGUUCUAUGGGAACAUGUACGGCUCUGUGAUCUGCCUGAUGCUCAUUGCUGUGGACCGCUACGUGGCUCUGGUGCAUCCGUUUGGUGCCAAAACGCUACGGAGUCGCAAGACGUCCAUACUGAUGAGCGUGAUUGUGUGGGUCGUGGUGGUGGUCGCGGCUGUUCCUCUACUAACAUCACGCCAGUCUUAUGACAUAGACGACCUUUCCAUUACAACCUGCCAUGACGCUCUUCCUGCAGACGAACAGACAAACUACUUUGGGCCAUAUUUUACCACGCUCUUCUUCCUCUGCUUUCUCCUCCCAUUAUGUGUGGUGGUUUUCUGCUACAGUGCUGUAUUGCGCACCCUAGUGGCCGCUGGCGCUCGCUACGCCCAUGCAACCCGUGUCACGGCUCUCGUACUGGUGGUUUUCAUCAUCUGCCUGCUACCCAGUAACGUUCUCCUCCUCAUGCACUAUUAUAAAUGGUUGUUCUCAACUAAGAACGUGAAAGAUUAUGAUGAUGGUGAAGCUGAAGAAGCUGACAGAAGCUCUGACAACUACAAUCCGCUCUACAUGUUGUACAUGAUCAGCCUUGCCAUCAGCACCUUUAACAGCUGCAUUGACCCCUUUAUCUUCUACUACGUCUCAGAGGACUUCAGAGUAAAAGCCAGAUCGUUGCUAUGCUGCUCGAGAACCGUUCACGAAGCCUCUUCUGGAAGCUCCUCAGGCACCAUGAGGUCAAAGGUCACACUGCUGUCCAUGUCAGGAAAAACUAAAGGUGUUUCAGAUAACGGUGUGGCAAAAGUGUAACUUCGCCACUCGCAGGUCAAGGGGAGGAGUCAUGACGACGUCUAUGUGAGAAACCUCAAUGUAAAUAAA
Molecule: messenger RNA, 1613 nt
Organism: Tachysurus fulvidraco (yellow catfish)
Lineage: Eukaryota; Metazoa; Chordata; Actinopteri; Siluriformes; Bagridae
Product: proteinase-activated receptor 4
Exons: 2
Coding region: 315-1544 (409 amino acids)
Biological process (GO): positive regulation of Rho protein signal transduction; phospholipase C-activating G protein-coupled receptor signaling pathway; thrombin-activated receptor signaling pathway
Cellular component (GO): membrane
Molecular function (GO): thrombin-activated receptor activity
Source: RefSeq, a predicted model, not a curated record